CUAAACAAACAAUACUGAUAAAAUGGCUCACGCUUGGCACGAUUUGAGUUGGAGAUGUGAAGGUGGUGAAGACGUUGAUGAAAACGACCCAACCAAGUUCAAUGCUCUCAUUGAAAUUCCUAUGGGUUCAAAGGUUAAGUAUGAAUUAGACAAGGAUUCCGGUCUCUUGAAGGUCGAUCGUAUCCUCUCUUCUUCAGUUGUUUAUCCUUCAAACUAUGGUUUUAUUCCACAAACCCUUGGAGAUGACAAUGAUCCACUCGAUGUUUUAGUCUUGAUGCAACAAGCUGUUGCUCCAAUGAUCUUCUUGAGAGCCAGACCAAUCGGUGUUAUGGGUAUGAUCGAUCAAGGAGAAGGUGAUGACAAGAUUGUUUGUGUUCACUGUGAUGAUCCAGAAUACAGCCAUUAUACCGACAUUUCUGAAUUGCCACCACACAAGUUGCAAGAAAUGCGUAUCUUCUUUGAAGAUUACAAGAAGUUGGAAAAGAAGGUUGUCCAAGUCACAGGAUUCCAAGGUUCUAAGGCUGCUCGUGAAAUUGUUGCUAAGGGUAUCAAGACUUACCAAGCUUACAUCAAGGAAAAGGAAAAGGCUGGUGAAUCGCUCGUCUCCCCAAAGCUUCAAGCUUAUAAGACUUUCUUCAGUGAUUAAAUAACAUCCUAUCUAGAUCAAUAAUAAUAUUAAUUCAAAUUGACCCAAUAAAUAUUAUUAAAUAUCAUUUAUUUAA
Molecule: messenger RNA, 722 nt
Organism: Naegleria gruberi
Lineage: Eukaryota; Heterolobosea; Eutetramitea; Acrasida; Naegleriidae
Product: soluble inorganic pyrophosphatase
Exons: 4
Coding region: 23-646 (207 amino acids)
Biological process (GO): phosphate-containing compound metabolic process
Cellular component (GO): cytoplasm
Molecular function (GO): inorganic diphosphate phosphatase activity; magnesium ion binding
Source: RefSeq, a predicted model, not a curated record